AUAAACAACUUGAUUAGACUGGACAAUUACAGUGCGUAUAUAUAUGCGAGUGAGCGAAGCAAGUGAGCAAAUUUUCAAAAGUUAGAAGACGAAAUGGUAUCCAAAAACAUCUUUCAAGUACGGGAGAAAGUGAAAGCCUGCGACGAGUGAGCGUAGUGAACGAGCCUUGAAAAAAGUCGCUUCAGUCAUUUGAAAUAAGAGAAAAAUGAGAUGUAUCAAUAACGAAAAGAAACUUUAGAAGAAUGGUAAUAAGAAAAAAAUAAAUUGUCACAUCAAAACGAGGAAUGAAUCGAGAUUUAUUCAAUGAAAACUAUUUUACACACUGGGUUGAGGUGAGAUGAGAUUAAAGAAAUACUAUAAGCCAUCACAGACAAAAAUAAACCGUUGCAAUAUCACAUAAACUCGCAAAUGCAAAGGAAACAAAAUUUCACUGAAAGGAAAGACUGUGAAUAAUUAUUUUUAGAGAUGAUGGAACAUUCAAAAUUUUGAAAAAACUUUCAUUUAAAUUUGAUUACGUUAUGUUAUAUGAUUCAAUUUUGAAUCUCCUGCAAGUAAUGGAUAUAAUUGUGGUUUUUUUUUUUCAUUUCAUUUCAAUUGUAAAGAUAGGUUAAAAUAUUGUAGUCUUGUAGAUUAUAAAUUUUGUGAUGACAAACGGUUCUCGCAAUGAUUAUUGAAAAUGUUCUAGACAAAACAGGUCUUGAUGAGAUCUGAUAAUUGCCGUCGUUUUUAAAUGGCAAACAGCUGGUUAAAUCAAGAGGUCAUUUCCACAGAUUUCACACGGAGGUUACUUCUUAAUUUGUAAUGUCCCUUCUAGGAGAUCUCACUGCCUUUUAUAUGAAUUUCCAUCUACUAGAAGCAUUCAGCUAUAUUAUUUCAAAAUUAGAACAAGUUUGCUAUUUCUUGUAAAGAACAUCUCAAUGCAAUCAACACAUUAGCAAAAAUACCCGUUUUUUAUUGUAUUUUUCAGUGGCUUGGGCCAUUUGUCGUCUUGAAGUCGCUCUUAUCUCAAUUAUACGAAGAGCUUUAAUAAACGGCCCCCUGAUGAAGGAGGUCACAAGUUGAGUUUACAUGUAUGUCAUGUUUUCUAUAAAUGAAGAGAGCAUGCAGAUUUACACAUUAAUGAUAAUGUCAAUUUAUUUAAUAUUAAAGGAAAUGAUAAGCAGGAUCAGUGCCCUCUAAAUUAACAAACCUUCACCUUGUCAGUUUCUCUCUAACUUCGAUUUAUGUUGAGGUAAGUGGCUCUACGUUCGAAAUACAAAUUGAUUUAAUUUAUGACUUUAUAUAAAGGAAAUAAAAUUGACAAAAGUAAUUGGUAAUUGUAAUUGAAAACAAAACCCGGGUAAUUAUAACUAAAGAAAGUAAUUGAGCUCAACCCUGUUGCCAAGCCUAAUUCCUGAAAUCGCAGGCAGACAUAAGUACAUUUGACGUCACAAUCACAAUUUUAAGGAAACCAAAACCCAAGAAGAGAAGCAAUCUUAUUGGAAAGAGUAAAAUGAGAGGAACAAUUUAAAAAGAGUUUCAUCAAAAUCGGUUAUGAAAUAAGCAAGUUAUGGACGUUUAAAAAGUCUUGUACUUUCCAUGGGGAUCCUCAAAUUGGCAAAAAUGCUUCAAAAUGACUGAUUUUGUGGACAACUUUCCAUUUGUUUUGUACACAAAUUUUCAGAUUUUCCUCAUUAUCUUUCAAAUUGCAUCUUGCCUCCUUCUGAGCACAACAUAUGUCAUGGGAAAAUAUAAUUCAUACCACAUAUGUCAAGGUCAGGAGGAGAUAAUGUGAAAUACGUAAAAAAAAUAAAGGGGAAAUCUAAAAAUUUGUGUAUAAAAAAUGGAGUUAUCCACUAAAUCAGCCAUUUUGAAGCAUGUUUGCCAAUUCCGACUACAUGUACUCUUAAAUCACAGCGACGGAUUCUGAUGUUUGAUUGGUUAAAAGUAGAACCCCAUAGACGGAUCCAAGGGGGGCCGAGCCCCACCCCCCCCCCACCCCCAUUGGCGGAGCAAAAAAAAAGAAAACGGGGAAAGAAAGAAAAAAAGAAAAAGAAGGGAAAAGAGAGGAGAAAAAAGAAGUGGAAACAUAAAAGGAAGGAGACGAGUGAUUAAAAUAAGAUGAGGGGAAGACUUGGAAAAUAAUUUUCAAAAUCUUUCAUGUCACUAUAAAAUUUUCGCUCGCGCUUCGCGCUCGCACUGCCUUUUAGGUGAUUUACAUAUCUUGCUCAAUAUGGAGCUUAAAAUAUCCAAUUUUGAAGUCAAUAUACAAAACAUAUUUCAGCUCGAAAUCGAACUUUCAUUAUUUAGUUUGAUUUACAAAUUGAUUUUUAAACAGUGCUCUGUAACAAUUUCUGUUUUAUGGUCUGAAUAUUAACAUUUACUGCUUGCAUAAAAUGACUGGAAAUAUUUUUGACUGGCGGAAGAAUUAGGGCUAUUUUAUUGUUUUAGUUGAUAAAUUUGAUCCAAUCAUAGUUAUCUUCAUAUUGCGAUUUAUCUUUAAAAUGAGCUGGCUACGAUACCCUUCCCUGGUCAGAUAUGGAAUGUCACAUAUAUAUCCUAUCUAAUGGUAGUAAACAUUCGACCCUCUUAUUUCACGUUUAUUUUCUAUGAAUUUUUCAUAAGUGCCAUUGAUUUUAACACACAAGUCUAUGGGGAAUGUCUUACGCGCGUGACACCUAGUGAGAUGACUGUACGGAUGAGUGGUUCAAAACGAUUACGUAAUGGUAUACAACAAUCAAUCGCGGUCUACUCUUUAUUAUGGAGUCCUUGCUUUCUCCGACACUCGUUUUCUUUAUUUCGAUGGCUUAUUGAAAUGGCAGUGUUUUACCUGUAGCACGGGAGAGAAUGUUUGCUCUAGGAGAAAGUGAAUACUAAGAAAUGUGUUAUUCGGGGUCACGGAUCGGUCUUAAACAAAUAAAGACAUGGACAAUUACCAGUCAACAGUGUAUCAAGACAGGGAAUUGCUUGCAAAGGCAAGCGUCUUACAGUGUAAUGUGCACCAUGAAAGUGUAAAGCACGCGAAUAUACUUUGUGUUUCUUACCACCACCAACCAGUUGCCGGAUCUGAAGGAACCACGCUAAAGGCCAUUAUGAAAUUAAAAACCCGGAUUAACCUACUGCUAUGUGGAAUUCUGUUGGCUCUGGUGUACUACACCUUAAACAAUGCCAGAUUUCUGGAAGAGUAUACGAAAACUAGGAACGCUGUGUGGAUGUAUAAAGGCGAGAUACGCGUAAAAACUCAUCGCAGUGAUUCUGUAGAUAAUGACAGUGUAUUUUCUUCUGUCUGGGAGAAUGAUACGGAAAGUGACAGUGAAUGGAACGACGCAUACGAGACAGAAAGUGCAGAGAAUGGUACUGAUCGGGCACCUGAAGGAAGACGGGUAGAAGAAAAUCCGAGGGGCGGAAAUUCUAGUGGCGUUAUUCACAGGACGGUUUCGGUUUCAUCCCGUAGCGAACUCGUUGUAAUUAUCAUCCUCGCCCAGUGGAGAUUCGGCUCAAGUGUCAUCGGUGAGCUCUUCAACCAGAACCCUGGUAUUUUCUUUAUGUUUGAACCGCUAUGGGUGGUGGAGAAGAUGGUGACACUAUGGCGUUUACCUGGGCCAUUUGCUCCGGAAACCUAUUUCUACCAGACGAAGGUCAUGAGAGACUUCGCCAAGUGUGAUUUUAGCGAUGAAUUCAUCGGUGUUGUUAACCUGACGAACCACUGGGGAGGAAAGAUGCUCAACCGUGCAAUUUGCAAGAGAACAGGUAACGGGUGUAAAAUCCCUAAUGCAGAGUGGUUGAGUAACGUCUGUAAGAGUUUCGAAGGUCAUCUUGCUGCUAAGCUGAUCCGUGGUGACUUCGACACCAUUAAACCCCUCAUCGUAGACGACCACGUCAACGUGAAAGUGAUCCAUCUAGUUCGUGAUCCUCGCGGCUCUGCAGCAUCUCGAAUAAAUUACCUGUAUAACAUCGCAAAGAACGAAAAGGCCCAUCCCAAAUACUCUAAAGUCGGUCGCCUAGAGCCGCUCCAACUUUUUAACUUUGAUAUAAUGCACAGCGACUCCAUCAUAGGCAUGUGUAGAUGGUUGCGGGAGACGACAAACACUUCUGCAAAGACAUCUGACUGGCUCAUUGACCGCUACUAUCUGUUGAAGUACGAGGAUUUUGCAAAUGAUCCGAUUAGAGUAACCGAAGACCUGUACAAUUUCGCAGGACUUAAACUCCCGCACAGCGUGAAAAAAUGGGUCUCCCAAAACACGCAGGCGAAAAGUAGUGCUCAAGGAACAUUCGCCAUGAAGAAAAAUUCAAAUCUUACAGCGACACAUUGGAUGCAUGAUCUAGGUUAUAUUGAGAUCCAGCAGAUCGAAGCUGAAUGCUCAGAUGUAAUGAAAAUAUUAGGUUAUGAGCUUUAUGAUAAUUUACAGCAUUGAUGGUAGGCUUGUGUAAAAUAGUUAUUUAUUCAAUAUUUAUACGAAAUAAUCUACUAUUUCAUCAACUUUUCUGUAUAAUUGGCUACGAGCAUUAUGUUGUCGAUCUGCUACUGCUGCGGUUUCAAAGAUUAUGUUCCAAAAACUUCUAUAUCCCUAGAUCCUACCAAUAAAAGCAAAAUAUUAUUAAGAUGUAGGCCUAUUGAUCAGUUCUCUUGUUUGCAAACUAAUGCUCAUUUAGUGUUCGAGACUCGAGUGACUGGCCAGCAUCUGGGGCCUGCAAGUUGAACUACGUAACCCCUUCUUAAGUCAAACGACACUUUAUUUCCAACCAAUCAGAAGGCGCAAUUAGGACUUCGAUUCUUUGAAUUGCUUUUAAGUACAAAUUUCUUCAUAUGGCCCAUGUAUAGAACGAUAAACCAUGCGAAUAGCUAAUAUGAAGAUUAUUAAAGGUCCUCCCAAUAAAAGUUGAUUUGAAUAUAAGGAGGAAAAUCAAACAUAACGCUGAAAAAUUUAGCACAAUCGGAUAAGAAAAUAAGGGCAUUUCAAAGCCACGUGGUCUAAGGCGCCCGACUACACGAUGAAUGUCCGGGGAUUGAUUCCCUGAAAGGCAUUCAUUAUCUACAAUGCUUUUUUAUCUUGCAUCAACUAAAUGAAAAUGCUCCAUGCAUUAUUGAUACGAACGUGUGUACGUGUUAAAAAAAGAGUCGCUUAAAGGGGAAGUUCACCCUGACAAAAACUUUAUUGUAAAAAUAGCAGAAAAAAUAAUAGAAAAUAUUGCCGAAGGUUUGAGAAAAAUUCAUCAAAUGAUUAAAAAGUUAAUAGAAUUUCAAUUAUUUGAUUUGUGACGUCAUAUGCGAGCAGCAUUCCUACAUAGCGAAUGGUAAAAAUUCAAUGAAAUGUCAUUUUCUUAGAAAAUUGAGAAUGGUUUUCACUGUACCUUUUGUAUAUCAAUAGACAAAUGAUUUCACACCCGAUAAUGAAUAGAAAACAAAAUUAAUUCAUCAGGAACCAUGCAAAAUUUGAAAUUCAUGCAUUUUAUAUUACAUAACACAUGGGGCAGCUGCUCGUUUAUGACGUCACAAAUCCAAAACUUUGAACUCUAAUAACUUUCUUACUCUUUAACAGAUUUUCCUCAAACCUUCACCAAUAUUUUUUACUAUUUUUUCUGCUAUUUUUGCAACAAAGUUUUCUUCAGGGUGAACUUCCCCUUUAAUUACGAGCACAUCCUGGUCGGUAUGCAAAUGAUGGCACCGAUGACGUCACCCACUCACUAAUUAUUUUGUAUAACAUUUUAUGAUAUAAUUUUCGAAUUGAAAGAUGUAACACACUGAUUUCUCCCUUAACAUAUGGAAUUCAUGUGAUCCAAUAAAGGGUCUCCUUAUAUUGUCACAUCUGCACAAUAGGAAAUGGUGUUAUACAACAAAAUAAGAAGAAACGGUGAGUGCGUGCAAUUUUAACUGUUUUUGGAAAAUAGGCAAACCGCAAACUUGAAAAAAAAUACAAAUCUUUGUAUUCGAUCGCGACUACAUUUUCAGUUUUGUUUCUUGUUUGAUUAUGUUUUCUAAAUAUUUAUCUAACAUAGGCUUUGACAUAUACAUUCUUUCAAAGGAGAGUGUUUUUUUUUUAGAAAUGAGUACCUUAUCGAAAAUAUUUUUUUUUUAGUUUACCCCCUAAUGUAUUUGAGUACAUUGACAGUAUGUUGGGCCUAAUGCUAAGCACAUCUGGAGCCCUAUCACGAUUAUUAUGUAUCCCUGAAUUCACAGUGUUUAAAGGACAAGUUCACCCUAACAAAAAGUUUAUUUUAUUUAUAAAAAAAAUCCAACAAGCAUAACACUGAAAAUUUCAUCAAAAUCGGAUAUAAAAUCAGAAAGUUAUGACAUUUUAAAGUUUCGCUUGAUUUCACAAAACAGUUAUAUGCACAUCCUGGUUGGUAUGCCAAUGAUGAGACUGAUGACGUCAUCCACUCACUAUUUCUUUUGUAUUUUAUUAUAUGAAAUGUGAAAUAUUCUAAUUUUCUCCUCAUUGUCAAGUGAAACAACGGUAAUUCCUCCCUGAACAUAUGGAAUUAGCAUUGUUUAAUACUAUAUGGUUCAGUCAAGUUGGUCCACAAUGUCAAAUUUGUAAAAAAUGAAAUAUUGUAUAAUUCAAACAAUAAAAAACAAAAGAAAUAGUGAAUGAGGGACAUCAUCGACUGCCUCAUUUGCAUGUCACUGAAUUGUGCAUAUCACUGUUUUGUGAACAAUAAGCAAAUUUUUAGAAUGUCAUAACCAGAAAGCUUUCUUAUUUUACAUCCGAUUAUGAUAAAAUUUUCAGCGUUUGGCUAGUUUGAUUUUUCUCUAUUUAAAAUAAACAUUUUUCUGGGGUGGACUUGACCUUUAAACACACCUGUUUAUACUGUGAUGUUAUACAUGCGAGAUACCCCGAAACCGAAAUACUUGUACACUAUUCCAUGAAAUGAAAUUUCCUCAGACCAUCCCCACAAAAAACACGAUUUUACAAGCACAUUUCUGUAUAAAAUUUUUAUUUUAAUCAAAGCCAUAAAACAUGUCGAGUACUAACAUUCACAUCAUACAUAAUGAGGGAUGUGUUUGCAUGUUACUCCCGAUAAAACAAAACUCCCCCCCCCCCCCCAAUAAAAAUGAAUAAAUAAAAUAAAUUAAUAAUAAUAAUAACUUUAGUAACUUUGCUCGAUUUUCGCCAAACUUUCAUAUUUUUUUUAUCCUCCUGAAUAUUCAGACAGAAUUGACGUCAUGGUGGGCUUGACAUUCAAGCUCAACGUGUAGUGUAUAUAUCGACAGUUAAUAUGUAAAUCAGGAAAUGUCCUACAUGUCUGGAUUGCUUCCAGUUCCAGGACCCCAUUUCAUUAAGGUAUUCACAGAAAGGAUGCAAUUCAUUACCAGUUACCAUAGUAACGGGACCUCUCACCCAAUCUAGACCAUAGAUAUCACUGGAUUUGUCAUUACUGGACGAUAUUUUGUCGAUCAGAGAUGUUUGUAAGCAUUUAAGAAAGUGAUCAUGAUGAUUAUUCCUCAGUUGUAGUCAAGAUGAUUGUAGUAUGCAAACUAUAUAUUAGUAUAUAUUUAAUAUAUAAAAACAAAUAAAGCACAUUAUUACGCAUUCAA
Molecule: messenger RNA, 7516 nt
Organism: Lytechinus pictus (painted urchin)
Lineage: Eukaryota; Metazoa; Echinodermata; Echinoidea; Temnopleuroida; Toxopneustidae
Product: carbohydrate sulfotransferase 3-like
Exons: 1
Coding region: 2904-4394 (496 amino acids)
Biological process (GO): N-acetylglucosamine metabolic process; sulfur compound metabolic process
Molecular function (GO): N-acetylglucosamine 6-O-sulfotransferase activity
Source: RefSeq, a predicted model, not a curated record